Molecule: messenger RNA, 219 nt
Organism: Angiostrongylus costaricensis
Lineage: Eukaryota; Metazoa; Nematoda; Chromadorea; Rhabditida; Metastrongylidae
Source: the annotation of a GenBank genome assembly
AUGACCGUUUGUUCAGUUUAUCUUAACACCUGCCCAAGCGACGAGUUUUCUAUUGCCGACAAAAAGGAUUGGCUAGUGAGGAUUGACGACAACGACGACGACGACGAAGCCGGCGACUGUGUUUGCCUGUUUACAAGAAGGAGGAGGAUGCUGGCCUGUCGGUCGAUCGGAGGAAAACUGGCUGUCGUCGUGAAAAUAUGCGUAAAAGAAACCGGCUGA